Cantharellus anzutake is the source of this 861-nucleotide messenger RNA. RefSeq lists its product as uncharacterized. The record is from RefSeq and is a predicted model, not a curated record. The transcript is spliced from 2 exons. NCBI's taxonomy places the organism in Eukaryota, Fungi, Basidiomycota, Agaricomycetes, Cantharellales, Hydnaceae. Bases 69 to 446 code for a protein of 125 amino acids.
CGCUGUGGUAGCAGAACUCCCCUCGACUGACAUCCAUCGUCGAGGCCCACGACAAGGACGAAGUAAAUAUGAAGGUCCUGGUUGCCGGUUCCCGCUUUUUUUUCUCCUUUUUUUCCUUCCUCGGCGCUCUUACGGAUAUGAGACUUUCCAUGUAUUGGCGGAAUUGGGCGGAAAUAUCAGUGCUUCAGUGUGUUCCCGAGAUGAAACGGUCUGCCAAUCCCCUCGACGCUUGCUCCGUAGCGAAUCGAUCCGGCCACGCAUGCAGUUUCUUUCAAAACUACUGUGAUUCGUCGGGGAGAUCGAGAGCUACUAAAGGAAGCCAAUUCUCUUCAAAUGAAGCUCAUCCCUCGGCAUUGCUCCCCCAUCUAUCGAUCUUCAAUAUUCACGCCACAACUUCCCUCGCGCUUUCACACGUCGGUGUACAGUAUUUCACGGGCGUUAAUUAGCCGGUGAAUGGGCCACCGGGCAGCCGAAAUCGACCUCGCGCGAUACGCAGUACAGUCACAUGAGUAUCUGCAACCGUGACGAUGCAGAUGCGAGUUGUUCGAAUUAUUGUUCUUCAAAAGGAUGACAGAGGGAAGCACGAAAAAAUUAAGCGAAAGGAGUCAUGGUUACGACCACGAUGAAUUCGAUCAUGGGUUGGAAAGCUGAACACACAAAGGCCGCUCAUUUCAUGUGCGCUACAACCCGCAAUAGCGUGCAUGACGCCCGAAUCAGGCGCCUCUCCAGUGCUGCAAUAAGCGCAAGGCAAGGCGGCAUCAUGCAUGCAGUCGACGCCACCGGCAAGACUUUGGCCUCGUGAAAUAGGACAUUGAAAAAUGAAUGAAAUACCCAUUUGCAGCCCUAAAGAAAUAAACGAGC